CAACAUUGAGAAAGGCACUUAAUGAAAGUGAGCGGUUUAUAAGAGCGCGUACGGUCGAAUGUUUCAUUCAGUUGGAGUAACGUAUCCUACGAGAGCCAGACCUUUUUGUGCUUACUAAUACGCAAACUGUUAUAUAAAUGUCCGGUUCUACCAGACGUUAAUGGGGAUUCUAUUUUAGUGCUACUUUGCUCGAGAUACUUCAUACACGUACCUUGUGUUGUGAAAGUAACAACGAUAUCAGAAAGACACGUUACAUUCCUCCUGACAGUGAAUGCCGGAAAGUGUUUUCACGUGGGACUGUUAUCGCAUAAAAAAAUGAUGUGAAAGGACACGAAAAAUUUGAAGAGAUGCGAAUUUUGGAGUAUCCCAUUUUACGAGUUCAAGUACAACAUUUUUAUUUUGUAUCAAGUGGAGGAAAGAUAAAUGUUACAUAAAUAUAGUGGAAUAUAAUUUAACGUCACUGUAAUUACUUGAAUCUACUGAGUAUAAACGCAAACAUGUUGAAAGAAAAAACUAAUGCAUCCAAAUUUGCACGGGAGUAUUAAGUCGCAUAGUAAAGAACGUUGGCAGAAUUUAAUCAAAAAUUUCUAUUUAUUUAUUUUGGUAUACUGGAUGUAAUAUGGCUCCACCCGAAAAUGAAGAACACCAUUUGAUGUUAAAUUACCAGAAUGUAAAUUAUGCUGAGAUAACUCAAGUUGAGAAUAUUUGCGAUGACAUUGAAAAUAACAAUGCACACAAAAAAGAUGGAUGUAACACAUUGGAUGACAGCAGUGGCCUGGCAACAUAUACUUCAAAUUCAAAAGGAAUACUUGCACAGUGUUUGGUUUCUGGUGCAGUUUUAUUACUGGCGGCUGGAGGUGGAAUGCCAAUUGGAUAUAGUGCAAUUCUUUUACCACAAUUGGGCGAAGAGAAUAGUACAAUUCGCGUAGACCGAGAACUUGGAUCUUGGAUAGCUUCAGUCCAUAGUCUAGCGACACCCGUGGGUUCUUUGUUAUCUGGCCCACUCUUAGAUGGGAUCGGUAGACGUGGUUCUUUACAAUUAUCUGCUAUACCUCUCUGCACUGGCUGGAUUAUUAUGGGUGUCUCCACGAAUGUACCUUAUCUUUUAACAGGUCGAAUUGUAUCCGGUUUAGCUGUAGGUUUGAUGUCUGUACCAGCUCAGGUCUUGCUAGCAGAAAUGUCAGAUCCAAGGCUUCGUGGCAUCCUCACAGGACUUUCACUCGUUUUUUAUUGUUUCGGUAUUCUCCUAGUGUACGCACUGGGAGCUUCGUUUACUUGGGACGUCGUAGCUUUCUGCGGUAUUAUACUUCCUCUUAUGGCACUGAUUGCAUUCACUUUAAUACCGGAAAGUCCUGUUUGGCUUGUGAGGCAGGCAAAGCUGAAAAAGGCUAGAAAAGCUCUGUUGUGGUUAAGAGGGGGUAACACGGAUCAGGUAAAUACCGAAAUAGCAAUUUUGGAGGCUCGAGUAAAAGCAGAUUUAGCACGAAAGAUCAUAAGUACGUCCUACACAGACCAGAUGUUUUCAGCAAUAUCUACAAUCCUCGAUCCAACCAUUUUAAAACCAUUGAUAAUCAUCAAUGUUUUUAACAUCCUUCUAUUAAGCAGCGGAACAUAUAUCAUUGUGUUUUAUGCAGUAGAAUUGAUUUCAAACAUUGGCGGUGAAAAUAUAAAUAAUUAUUUUGCGGCGGUGAUUACCGCAGUUAUCAGACUUCUAUUCACCUUAAUAGGAAGUACUUUAUUAUUGUUUUUGGGCAGAAGAAGCCUAGGAAUAUUAUCGGCUUUCGGAAGCGGCGUGGCAUCGUUAUUUCUUGCUGGGUAUAUAUUAACUAGGAAAGAAUCUUCUAGCAUUGACGUGUACGUCGUUGGAGUUUGUCUAUUAAUGUAUGUAGCAGCCAAUAGUUUAGGACUGAUGGUACUUCCAGGUAUAAUGGGUGGUGAAUUGCUACCGCAAAGAGCUCGUGGCAUUGGCGGUGCCUUCAGUUUCUUUGUCUUUAACAUGUUCACUUUUGCAGUAACGAAGAUUUUCCCAAUGAUAAGCGAAGCUGUUGGGAUACCAGGCAUAUUCAUCAUUUUUGGUAGUUCUGCGUUAUUAGAGACUGCAUUCAUCUACGUUGCUUUACCGGAAACAAAAAAUCGUACUCUUCAAGAAAUUGAGGAUUACUUUCAGCAAAAGAACCUUCUUUGGGUGACACGGUUAAGAGAAAAAAGGAAGCAUAAGUCCAAGGAUUAUAAGUAAGACAUUCGUCUGUGCAUAAGUUCAAUGACACAAUCAUUACAUGAUUUUCUAUUGGUAACAUCGUAUGUAACAUUUCUCUGUAUCAUUUUAGUAUGUUUAAACGCGUAUACCGCUAAGUUAUUUAAGAUAAUUGAAGUGUAUAAAAUGACUGUAAAAACCGUACGUACAAACACAUAAAAUACGAUCCUCAUUGUGAUACGUAUUAUUGUCUCUCCAUCCAUUUUAUACUUAUGCAAAUCUGGAAUGGUAUUUUAGAUUAUAAAACUUUUAUUGUUAUGGUUGCACAAUAUUGAAAUGCGUUCGAAUGUUUGCCUCGAUAGAGUCUACGGAACUGAUUCCUCUUUGAAAAAUUUUCAAUUUCAUCUUAAAAAUGUCCGGAGUAAAAUUUAUAAAUUAUUUUUAACUAUAAGUAGUAUAAGAUCUAUAAAUUAUUUUUAACUAUAAAUAGUAUAACUCAGGACAAAUUGUUUCGACUGAAAUAAGGAGUCGACAGAAAAGAUUCUCCAGCACUGAAAUUUGUUUUAUAUUAGUAACGAGCUUUAUCUAAGAGCAAAAAAAGGAGAAGGUAGUUUGUAAGGUAAACUAAACUCACUAACCUGCUUGUUAUAAUAAGAAAAAAAUUACUUAUUACAAAAAAUUAGAACUCAAAGCAAAAUAUUACAUUCUUAUACCUCUAUUACUGUUAAUAUUUAAUAAACUACUGUUAGUACUACUUUUACUAAAGCUUCUUGACUUCUGGACUAGUGUUCCUUACAUCAUUUCUAAACAUACCUAUUAAAAACAUUUUUAUAAACCGCUUUUGACCAUAUUUAUCAUACUACAAACCACUGUAGGAAAAAAUCAAUACAUUAGAUUAUUAUCUUAUGAAUACAAAACAAAGCUAAUAAUUUUCCAACCAUCUACAGUCCAUGAUCUUAGUGUUGUCACCACCAUUCCAACUAUCUACAAUCAAAUACUGAUAUAAAGACCACAUUAUGAAUAAAUAUAAACCAUAAUUAUGUAAAAAAUUUUCAAAUUUUAAUAUAAAAUUAUACAAGUAUUAUACAAUUAUAUAUAAGUUUCU
Molecule: messenger RNA, 3299 nt
Organism: Nomia melanderi (Alkali bee)
Lineage: Eukaryota; Metazoa; Arthropoda; Insecta; Hymenoptera; Halictidae
Product: trehalose transporter 1-like protein
Biological process (GO): transmembrane transport
Cellular component (GO): membrane
Molecular function (GO): transmembrane transporter activity
Source: RefSeq, a predicted model, not a curated record